CAACACUGUACGUGGCUUCGCAGCGGAGGACUGGGAGUGUUGACCGGGAUGCACUUGUUAACGACAGAGGAAGAGUGAGGGUAUUGGCAGCGUUGGGACGUCGAAUAAAUGUCUUCCUCACGUUUGUUUUGAUAACGAACGGUAGCGGGUCUCGCAGAAGCUUCUUAUUGGCUGUACCUGGUGUUACGGCGGCUGCGGACGGCUGACGUUAGUGCAGGAGCUGCUGCUGCGGUGGAAGGCUUCCUCCCGCUGAACGUCCAGCUGCCGGUGUGAUAUGGCGGAGAGCGGGUCGUCGGUUGAAUUCUCCGGCUCUCUGACUCUCCCGCCGCCGAGGACCCGCAUCUUCAAAAUCAUCGUGAUCGGGGACUCGGGUGUCGGGAAGACCUGCCUCACCUACCGCUUCUGUGCCGGGAAGUUCCCCGAGAAGACCGAGGCCACGAUCGGGGUGGACUUCAGGGAGAGGCUGGUCGAGAUUGACGGGGAGAAAAUCAAGAUCCAGCUGUGGGACACUGCAGGUCAGGAGCGCUUCAGGAAGUCCAUGGUGCAGCACUACUACCGCAACGUGCACGCUGUCGUCUUCGUCUACGACGUCACCAACGCUGCCAGCUUCCGCAGCCUCCCAGCCUGGAUUGAGGAGUGCAAGCAGCAUGCACUGGGUACAGAGGUACCCAGGAUUCUAGUCGGAAACAAGUGCGACCUCCAAGACUCCAUCCAGGUGGGCACAGAUGUGGCGCAACAGUUUGCCGACGCCCAUUCCAUGCCUGUGUUUGAGACGUCCGCAAAGAACCCAAACAGCCAGGACGGAAACUAUGGCGGAGGGAACAGUGACCACGUUGAGGCUAUUUUUAUGACGGUGGCCCACAAGCUGAAGUCUCAGAAGCCUCUGAUAUUGAGCCAGCCACCCGAGGGAUCAGGGGGUACCAUCAACCUGAGCAGGGGGAGGGAUGAUGGGGGAGAUGGGUCCAGGAGCUGGAGCUGCAGCAGCUGCUGAGGGAGAAAAAUGGAGGGAAAGAGGGAGAGAACUUCAGCCUGAGGCUGCACAAAGAGAUUGAAAACGGAAGGGGGCAGAGGGAAGAGGCUGAGAGAGAGAACGGUUCUAGCUUCAUAAUCAGCACAACACAUAGAUGAAUGUCUCAAGAGGACACUUUUUUUUUAAUGCUUGCUUAACUUUAUAAAUUACUUGAAAUGGUCGUGGGAUAGAAUUUAUAGAUUGUUGUUGUUGUUGUUUAGGGAUGCCAAAAUCAAAAUGGAAAUGAUCCUGAGUGAGGGGCCAAAACUGAGUCUAACUCAAUAAUUUAAGCUCCAUACAUUUCUUUAUUUACAGUUUUACCAUGGCCUGAUGGGAGGGUAGGACUUGUACAGGGGGGAAGCAGAAUGUGUUAAAAUACAGCCUGUGCCAUUUUGUUUGUAAUUUUAGGCCAUAAUCUGUGACAGUGUAGUAUAGACGGUAUUAUAUUUAAAGGUGUUUGUGUUAUUUUAACUGCCCCCUUCUUGUAAUUUGUGUUUGCAUUCAUCUCAAUUUGCGAUACUCAAUUUGGCUUAAGCUCAGCCGUUUCAUUAAAGGUGCCCUGUGGAGUUCUAACACUAAUGUGUUUCUUCUUCAUGAAACCAGCGUCAUUAAAGGGCCUGUACGAUAUUUUUAUUGUUAAAAUAAGUGUUAAACGGCAAGAACAGACAGGAGGUUUACAACGUCCACAUUUACUGCACUGUUAAUACUUAUGUUUGCUAGCUAUCUUUGCUAACACACUGUUAAAUGUAUCAUAUCACCACCAAAUGUCCGUCAGUGGAAUAGUGUUGACAAGAAAAUGUAUUGUCAGCAGCGUCAAAAACUCCACAGGGCACAUUUAAGUCUGGCUGCUUUAAAUCCAAAAACAGAUUCUUUAACAGAAACGGGCUUUGCGUCUUGAGGGAAGCUCUUUCAUAUCCACGUUCUGUUUGUAGCAGAUGCAAGCUCACUCAGACCUUGUAGUUGAUUGGAAAAAAGUUUCCGUUUUCAUACUGCUUAAAAAACAUUGUGGGGCUCUGAGGGGUAGUUGGUAAGGUUUGAGUCAGUGUGAUUCAACUGAAAGGACAUCUCCCAAUCCAUCUGCAUUAAGUGAUUACUCAUCUUCUUUUAAGCUUUUUGAUGAGUAGAAACCCCUCGUCUUUGGCCACUGCUAGCAUUUUCAUGUCCCUUCAAGACAGUUAUUUUUACAUAACAUUUUCUAUCAGGAGACAAAAAGUUGAAUCAAUGCAUCAGUACAAAAAAAGCUAUUCAACACUUCAGCCAUCAAAGUCAAGACACCAUGCAGUGUUAUUGUUAAUGUCUGCUAAUGGAAUUGGUUGUCCCAACAUAAAUUACCAGAAGAACUUAAAGCCCCUAUAAUCGAUUUUUAUAAUAACAAUGUGUCAUGACAAUGUGACUGUGAAAGAAGGCGCUCAUUGUGAUGAACCUACAAAGAGUUACCACCGCAAUCUACAGCUCCCCUCAACUGAGCUUUACAGUGAGUUGUCGGUGGUAGGAGGCCGUGGAAGCCUAUUUCCACCAAUGUGAAGGGGGAAAAAGAGAUUCUGUAAGUCAUUAUAACGAGAAACUUUCUCAAUAUUUUGAUUUAGUAUCUGAAAAUAAUGACUUUGUGAUUAAGUCAUUAUUUUGAGAUUCUAAGUGAGUAUUUUCAGGAUGUUUCUCGUGGCUGGAAAUGGGCUUCCAUAGAAGGCAGCUGUUUUCUGGGAAAAAGCUUUAAAACCCCGCUGUACACUACCUGCUCAGCACCAAACAGUUGACAGUCACAGUUAGCGACUAGUUUGUGAACAACGAGGAGCAUUGAGCAGCUAAAGAGACGGUUAUUUCCCUCAGGAGUCAGCCAGAAACAGGACUUUAUAGGACUAAUAAUGUUGCUACAUAACUGCUGGACGAGUACAUAAGCAACCUUUUGCUAACAAAUCAGCCUCUGUCAGCGUAUAAACUCCCCACAAUAGAGCAGUGGUUGGCAGAGUGUUAUGAGACAGAAUGCAAUGGUUGGAUGAACUGUAUGUGCUUGCUAACUGGCCGUUAGCCGUCAGUAACAGUUGUGAAUAAUGUUCGGAGGGAGUAAAUGACCCAGUACAGAGAAAACAAACACUUUGAGAGCUGUGGCUGGCUAAUGCUUGUUUAGCUCAGUUUGUUAGCAUGCAGCAGCAGAGCUAACAGUCUGUAUAAUGGCAGCGUGAUGUUUAAGGACCAGUGUGUAGGAUUCAGCGGCAUCUAGCAGCCAAACUCAUUCUAAGCUAAUAAAAACACAAUGCUUCCUUUCAGGUAAUUGCACACUAAUGAUAACAUACCUAUGGAUAUUAUGUUCCAUUUCUGUCAAUAGAUCCUCCUCAGUGUGACACACUGGACCUUUCACAUCUCAAGGUGAAUCUUUAAACACAUCUUUUGGGGAAUGUAACUAGGAAUCGUCUGUUAAUUUAACCAUAAAGGACACAAAGGGAACCUGUAAGGAAGUUAGAGAGAAUAGUCUGUUAGCCGUUCCCCUCUCUUGGUAAAGAGUUUAGUACUGUGUAGGAUAGCCAGUGAAUCAAACACAUACCUCUCAGUGUGCAAGGCUUAGUAGUGUGCACCUCCACAUGUACAUGGAUGCCUAAACCCACUACUUACCCUGUAUGUAAGCUUGUGCUACAAUAUUCAGCAUGUCUCUCAAACACCAUUGUAUGAUAACAGCUGACGUUUACUUCUUCAUAUGCCAUAAUGCAUCAUAGACUGCAGCUUUGUCUUAGUGGUUAGGGAUGUUUGUCGUGGCCACAGCUGGUCCUGUGGCUCCUCUGCCAAACGCCGCAGUGUUAAUGUCUUCUUCAAGGAUGAGGACUGUCAAUCAAACCAAAAGGCCUUCUCUCAGGACUCUGUUCAGAGGCUAUGCACACGGACGGAAAAGACUUAGAAGCACAGACGCGGGCUGUUAUCUGCAGCUGUGCGGCUUGUCAGUAAUGUGACAACAGUGGAAGACAUCAUGUGGGUGUGUUAUUGUUUAAGAUUUGGUUGCUGCUUUCUUCUUUAAGUGUCCUUUGUUUUUGAUAAAUACCACCCCCCUCCAACCAUCCGCCUUCACACCGGGUCCUGCUAUAAUUUCCUUUGCCUUACUUUAUUUCACUACAGCCAUGAACAGCAAAUAUUGCUACUGUAUCUCUCACUGCAAAUGCCCAGAAAGAAAAACAUCCAAUUACAGAAUGGUAUUAAUUUACAAAGGGACUGGUGAGUGAACCUGCUAGGGGCGAGUAGUUGCAAUGGUUUUGUCAUGUGUACCUUGCAAUAAACUACCUUGGACAUCUCAAAA
Molecule: messenger RNA, 4289 nt
Organism: Morone saxatilis (striped sea-bass)
Lineage: Eukaryota; Metazoa; Chordata; Actinopteri; Moronidae
Gene: rab33ba
Product: RAB33B, member RAS oncogene family a
Exons: 2
Coding region: 275-991 (238 amino acids)
Biological process (GO): Rab protein signal transduction
Cellular component (GO): Golgi apparatus; endosome
Molecular function (GO): GTP binding; GTPase activity
Source: RefSeq, a predicted model, not a curated record